GAUCGUUCAAAAUGGUAGACGAAUACGAUAAAACAAUUUUUGAAUUUUGCACGUUUAAAGCAGGAAUGUAACAUUUGUAUGAUCCUCACGAACUCGAGAAUAAUCCAAGAAUGUGAAUUCUAAGAAGUUACACAGGAUCUCUGCAAUGGUACAUGAGAUUGAAAAUUUCUUUGGUUGUUACUUGCUUUAUUGCAAGAAUCCAAAAUAUAAAGGCCAUACAUACAUAGGAUUCACUGUAGACCCAAAUAGGCGCAUAAAGCAGCAUAACACAGGAAAACAUGCUGGAGGAGCUUGGAAGACAAGUGGCAGGGGACCUUGGGAUAUGGCUCUGAUUGUGCAUGGUUUCCCUAAUGAAAUCUCAGCCCUUCGUUUUGAAUGGGCGUGGCAAAAUCCCAAAAAAUCUAGAAGGCUUCAUCACGUUGCUGGAAAAACAUCAAAAGAGACUGCAUUUAAAUACAGAUUCAGAGUAAUGUGUCAAAUGGUGCGUACCAGUCCAUGGUGUAGACUACCCCUUACCAUACGCUGGUUAAUACAGGACUAUCAGAUUGAGUUUGACCCUAAAUUCAGCCCACCUAUACAUAUGGCUAUAGCCUAUGGACCUGUUAAGAGCAAGAAAGUGAAACAGUCUCAAUCAUCUCAGAAAGAUGUCACUAGUGACAAUGAUGAAGGUGGAGUAAUUGAGGCUAUGUCUUCAAGUGAUAGGCAUAUUAGGUGCUCAGUUUGUAAUAAGAGACUUGGGGAGACCACAGAUAGGCUUAAAUGUAUUGCCCCAACAUGUGCAAUGCAAGGCCACACCCAAUGUCUGGCUAGGCAUUUCCUAAAAGACUCUGAUGGUGAAAUGCUUCCUGUAGAGGGGAGAUGCCCUAAGUGUGCCAGCCCUCUACUAUGGGGAGAUCUUAUACGCCACAAAGCAGGGUGUUAUCAAUCCAUAAAACAGGUUGAAUCUGAUGAUGAUCAUUGGGGAGAUGAGCUCCAAACUCAAUUUUGACUGAUUGUCUGAUAAUGAUCAAAGUGGAGAUUAGCUACAGAGUCAAUGUUGACUGAUUGUCUGAUAAAGAUCAAAGUGGAG
Messenger RNA from Owenia fusiformis, 1069 nucleotides. Lineage: Eukaryota; Metazoa; Annelida; Polychaeta; Sabellida; Oweniidae. The record is from the annotation of a GenBank genome assembly.